AGAACGUGAAGUCUCAUCACGUGAUAUGGACGUCUCGCCUCUUACGUGGUUGUACUUUUUGUUAUAAAAACAAAUUACGACAUUAGUCCACUCCCCAGGAUAUUCUUGUCACUGGUACUGUGAGUUUGCUACUCUAAGCAACAAUCAUGAGGGUCUCCACAAGCAAACUCCAGCAGAUGGCCAUCUACACCACCUUGUUGACUGGUGCUGGAUGCGGCACAAUGUAUUACCUUCUGCAAAAGAACUUCUCACGGUCGGACUACCACCGUCUAGCCCUGGAGCAGCUGAAAGCCAACCAGACAGCCAUGGACAGUCUGGGAGCACCACCCCUGAAGGUCCACAACAUCCACCUGUCUGAUCGACACAACCGGGUGGAACCUUACACGGCUGAGAUCAAAAUCCCAGUGACAGGAUCUAAAGAUGGUGGCUACCUCUACACAUCCUCAGUAAGAGACCCCCAGACACUUGGGUGGAAUUUAACUCAGGCAGUGCUGCAGCUUAGAGAGGGUCAGCGUAUUGACCUUCUCACAUUCACACCACCGCCAAAUAAGACAGAAGGACUUGAGACAGGCAACUGGUCCUCCUGAUCUGCUCACCAGUCACCAAAACGACAGUGUGAUGAAGGUAGAACUGCUACAAUUGUCCCCAUGUCAUCAGGCAUGGUGUCGCCAUAGCUUUAGGAAUCGAAGUGUCCUGGUCAUAUUUGAAAAAAGGAAGGAAAAUGAAAAAAGCGCUACGUCCAUAAAAUGUCAUGCAUAUUCAAUUUGCUCAGCGCUGUCCUGAGCAAAAUGUUCAUCCUACUGGUGAGAAUGAGAGGACAAUAACAGAGCAGCAAUUGUGUCAUAUGCAGUGGUAAAAAAACAACAACAUAUUCCUAGUAUAACAUUUCUCCAGAUUAACAAUGUAAAUUGGCAGUGUUGGGGAAGCUGGGGAAGCUACUCUGAAAAGAGUUUACCAGCCACCAAUUACUUCACACUGGAAGAAGUUAAGUAAACUAUAUUACUCAAUCUGUAAUGUCAUAGAAUAUAAAUAGCAAGAACAGAUAACUAUGUAAUAAGAUGUUAACAGAACGUGUAAUUUAUCCUAUUAAACACACAAAAAAAAUGUUGUUUCAGGUGAGAAUUAGCCAGGUCUGAAAAUUAAGUAAAUUCUUGCCUACUUCACCCAUAUUUUAUUUUUGCAAAAAAAAGUAGUGUUUCAUUCCAUUAGUUACCUACACCACUAGAUGGCAAUAAAGUAAUUAACUAUUGAAAACACUACAAAUAUUUGAAUUUAGUUGCACUACCACAAUAUGCAAAAUGUAGUUUAAUUACUAACUGAACCACAUUUAGUUCAGUACACCCCAACACUGGUAAUUGCUUAGUCCAAAGCCAUAUCUUAAUAUCCAGCACUUGAUGGUUCCAGUUGUACUGUACAGUAUCUGAACAACCAGAAAUGUUGUCUCCCAAGGAGGUAUUGUUUUAUGUUUUCAAAUUGAUUUAUUUGGAUGUGACAUUUUACAGUGAAAAUGAGAUCUGUAAAAUGUGGAAAAUAAACGUGGAAAUAAACAGUCAAAUGGCUUUAUACAAGUUAUGAUAGCAAAAUAAAUUGUACUUGUGAAUUCUGAACAUACUGUAUGAACAUUAGGAAAAGAAUGGUAAACAAGCUAAACAUGAACCACAAUAUUAAACAGAAAGUGAAAGAAUGGAACCAACCAAACAACGUCAGGAGUUUAAUUCAUUAAAAUGCAAUGCAGGCAAACAGAUAUAGUUUGGCUUGUGGAGUACAGACAGUGUGGUGUGGUAAACAAUAUACAAUCAGUAAAGAGUCCAUCUACAGUAGAAGUGCUCAUAACCAUCUAUCAGAAGAUUAUCUUCUGUAGGGAGCUGAAUGACUCCUCGAACCUGAAUCGCUUGGAGACGGCCUUCGCAUCCUGAGACAGUCUCUGGGUCGGGCAUCAUCGUUUUGCAUUAUCCUAUGGUGUAGGCAGCCACUACUAUCAACUCAUAAACAAACAAGAAAAUGCACAUCCUGGGGCUGUGUUCCUAGUGGCCAGUGAUUUUAAUGAAGGGAAACUGAAAUCAGUUUUACCCCAUUUCUACCAGCAUGUGACCUGUGCAACCAGUGGCAACAAAACUCUAGACCACUUUUACUCCAGCCACAGAAAUGCAUACAAAGCUCUCCCCUGCCCUCCCUUCAGCAAAUCUGACCAUAACUCCAUCCUCCUGAUUUCGGCUUACAAGCAAAAACUCAAACGAGCAGGAAGUACCUGUGUGGUACAGAAGUGGUCCGACAAAGCAGAUGCUAAGCCACCAGACUGUUUUGCUAGCAAAGACUGGAAUAUGUUCCAAAUUCAUCCGAUAACAUUGAGCUCUUGACCACAUCAGUCACCGGCUUCAUUAAUAACUGCAUCAACGACGUCAUCCCCACAGUGAACGUACAUAUACAGUGCAUUCGGAAAGUAUUCAGACCCGUUGACUUUUUCCACAUUUUGUUACGUUACAGCCUGAAUCUACACACAAUACCCCAUAUUGACAAAGCAUAAACAGUUUAGACAUUUUUGCAAGUGUAUUAAAGUAAAUGGAAUAUCACAUUUACAUAAAUAUUCAGACCAUUUACUCAAUACUUUGUUGAAGCAGCGAUUACAGCCUUGAGUCUUCUUGGGUAUGAUGCUACAAGCUUGGCACGCCUGUAUUUGGGGAGUUUCUCCCAUUCUUCACUGCAGAUUCUCUCAAGUUCUGUCAGGUUGGAUGGGGAGUGUCUCUGCACAGACAUUUUCAGGUCUCCAGAGCUGUUCAAUCGGGUUCAAGUCCGGGCUUUGGCUGGGCCACUCAAGGACAUUCAGAGACUUCUCCUGAAGCCACUCCUGAGUUGUCUUGGCUGUGUGCUUAGGGUCGUUGUCCUGUUGGAAGGUGAACCUUCACCCCAAUCUGAGGUCCUGAGUGCUCUGGAGCAGUUUUUCAUCAAGGAUCUCUCUGUACUUUGCUCUGUUCAUUUUUCUCUCAAUCCUGACUAGUCUCCCAGUCCCUGCCGCUGAAAAACAUCUCCAUAGCAGGAUGCUGCCACCACCAUGCUUCACCGUAGGGAUGGUGCCAGGUCUCCUCCAGGUGUGAUGCUUGGCAUUCAGGCCAAAGAGUUCAAUCUUGGUUUCAUCAGACCAUAGAAUAUUUUUUCUCAUGGUCUGAGAGUCCUUUAGGUACCUUUUGUCAAAUUCUAAACGACCUUUCAUGUACCUUUUAGGAGUGGCUUCCGUCUGGACACUCUACCAUAAAGGCCUGAUUGGUGGAGUGCUACAGAGAUGGUUGUCCUUCUGGAAGGUUCUCCCAUCUCCACAGAGGAACUCUAGAGCACUGUCAGAGUGGCCAUCUCCCUGACCAAGGCCCUUCUCCCCCGAUUGCUCAGUUUGGCCAGGUGGCCAGCUCUAGGAAGAGUCUUGGUGGUUCCAAACAUCUUCCAUUUAAGAAUAAUGGAGGCCACUGUGUUCUUGGGGACCUUCAAUUCUGCAGAAAUGUUUUGGUACCCUUCCCCAGAUCUGUGCCUCUACGGACAAUUUCUUCAUCCUCCCUCAUUGCUUGGUUUUUGCUCUGACAUGCACGGUGUCACUGUAGGACCUUAUGUAGAAAAGUGUGUGCCUUUCCAAAUAAUGUCUAAUCAAUUGAAUUUACCACAGGUGGACUCCAAUCAAGUUGUAGAAACAACUCAAGGAUGAUCAAUGGAAACAGGAUGCACCUGAGCUCAAUUUCGAGUCCCAUAGCAAAGGGUCUGAAUACUUAUAUAAAUAAGGCAUUUCAAUUUUAUUUUUUUUACUACAUUUGCAAACACCUGUUUUCGCUUUGUCGUUAUGGGGUAUUGUGUGUAGAUUAAGGGAAACAUUUCUUUAAUCAAUUUUAGAAUAUGGCUGUAAUGUAACAAAAUGUGGAAAAGGGGAAGGGGUCUGAAUACUUUCUGAAUGCACUGUAUCCCAAUCAGAAGCCAUGGAUUACAGGCAAUAUCCGCACUGAUCUAAAGGCUAGAGCUGCAUCUUUCAAGGAGCGGGACACUAAUUUGGAUGCUUAUUAGAAAUGCAGCACUGCAAACUAUCACGGAUUACAAAGCUGCCCAGACGAGAUAAAUACCUUCUAUUCCCGCUUCGAGGCAUGCAAAUAUGAACCAUGCAUGAGAGCACCAAGACCUUCAAACAGGUUAACCUUCACAAGGCCGCUGGGCCAGAUGGAUUACCAGGACGUGUACUCCGUGCAUGCGCUGACCAACUGGCAAGUGUCUUCACUGACAUUUUCAACCUCUCCCAGACCCAGUCUGUAAUACCUACAUGUUUCAAGCAAACCACCAUAGUCCCUGUGCCCAAGGACGCCAAGGUAACCUGUCUAAAUGAUUAUUGCAACCCACACACUCACAGAUACUUACACUGACUCUCCAACACACACACAUGUAUAUUGACGCCAUUCACACACAGUUUUGUUUUUCUAUCCUUGGGGCGACCAAAAAAUGUGUUCCCUUUCAAAAUCCUAUUUUCCCUAAGCCUAACACUAUACCUAACUAACUAACUUCUAAACCUAACCCCCAACCUUAACCCUAAUUGUAACCCUAAAUCAAAUCAAAUUUAUUGGUCACAUUUGUUUUAAUGAACCUGAGCCUAAAAUAUAAUUUUUCCUCAUGGGGACUGGCGAAAUGACCCUACUUCUCAGAAUUUUCCUUUGAGGACUUCUGGUACCCACAAGGAUAAUGAAACAAAAACACACACACACUUUUACACUGCACAUUGACUCGAUACUGCUUGUAUAUAGCCUUGUUAUUGAUAUCAAUUGUGUUAUUAUUUUCAAAUUUUAUUUUCUUAUUUUUAACGCUGCAUUGUUGGGAAAGGGCUCGUAAGUAAGCAUUUCACAGUAAAAGUAUACAACUGUUGUAUUUGGCACAUGUGACAAAAGGUAGUUCCACGCUAUUUACUACCGAAGUGAGAAAAUGCUCAUUAUCUAUUGUAUUGUAGAUGUCUCUAACCAAAUAGUAUGAGAUAAAUUCAAUUCACAAUGAUAA
Oncorhynchus masou masou (cherry salmon) is the source of this 5010-nucleotide messenger RNA. Its product is annotated as cytochrome c oxidase assembly factor 1 homolog. The transcript is spliced from 5 exons. Gene Ontology annotation, cellular component: mitochondrial inner membrane. The record is from RefSeq and is a predicted model, not a curated record. Lineage: Eukaryota; Metazoa; Chordata; Actinopteri; Salmoniformes; Salmonidae. Gene Ontology annotation, biological process: mitochondrial respiratory chain complex IV assembly; mitochondrial respiratory chain complex I assembly. The coding region runs from base 147 to 587 and encodes 146 amino acids.